AUGCCUUUGGCGGACGAAAUCAAGUGCCUCUGGAAAUUGGACAAAGUAAUAAUUGUGCCAAUUAUUAUUGGAGCAACGGGGGAGAUUCCUGUGAAGUUGUUUGAUAGUCUUAGGAAGAUCAACCUUAGAGAGAAGCUGUAUCAACAAUUGCAGAAAGCAGCUUUGCUAGGGAGCUGCAGGAUUGUGAGGCGAGUUCUGGUAAAAGAAUAUUCCAUGGAGCACGAGUACAAAUUUGUAGUGCCUCAAAGGCUAAACUUUGUUGAGCAACACAAGAAUGUAGAUUUCAUCGGUAUUGAAAGUAAACAUGUUAUCAGUGAGCUUGGCAGUCUUUCGAAAUUCUGCCACAGCGAGAAAAAAAAUGGAUGUCCGUACAAAUGGAUCGAAUCCAGAGAUGCACAGCCGCAGAAAUCCGCAGAAUCCAAGCAAAAAGUAUCAGACUUCAGCAUAGAAAGCAUCUUGAAGUCAACGGAUACAGUUUCAAGUUUGCCAGGGGGCAUGUAUGAUUGGCUUCGAUGCACCAGAUACAAGCCACCUAAACUAAAAAGAACUAGGCGUCAAGACGGAGUGGUAAGGAGAAAACUAGGCAGAAAUCCAAGAAUCCCUUUUUCCAGCGAACAAGUGCUCACGUUGGAGAAUAAGUUUCGAGAAAACGCGUAUCUAAGUUGUGCUGAUGUCGCCGCCCUUUCAUCAGCUCUUCGUCUCUCAGAAAUCAGGAUAAAAAUUUGGUUUCAAAACAGACGGGCGCGGGAACGGCGGGAGAGAGAAGCCGGAACUAAUAAUUCGGCGGGCGCAGAAAAGACCGGAAAUGACGUCUCGAGUCUCCGCAAGUGCCAGCCUUUGGUCACAUCUCCAGAGUCAGCCUUCGUUCCUUGUCGGCCUUUGAAGCUGUCCAGGUCGACAUCGUUAGCUUUGCAAACAACUCAGGGCAGUCUGUACUCUUGA
Bemisia tabaci is the source of this 942-nucleotide messenger RNA. The record is from RefSeq and is a predicted model, not a curated record. NCBI's taxonomy places the organism in Eukaryota, Metazoa, Arthropoda, Insecta, Hemiptera, Aleyrodidae.